Messenger RNA from Trichomycterus rosablanca, 684 nucleotides. RefSeq names its product neurturin (gene nrtn). Gene Ontology annotation, molecular function: glial cell-derived neurotrophic factor receptor binding; receptor tyrosine kinase binding; growth factor activity. Bases 1 to 684 code for a protein of 227 amino acids. The transcript is spliced from 2 exons. The record is from RefSeq and is a predicted model, not a curated record. Lineage: Eukaryota; Metazoa; Chordata; Actinopteri; Siluriformes; Trichomycteridae.
AUGAAGUUAUGGAAGUGUGUUUCCAUCAUCUUGAUGCUCUGUGGUGCUGCACUCUCCAUCUUCCUUUCUAAAGUCCUGAUUUCCCCAAAAGCACAUGUAAGUUCACACCUGGGACUUUUAUCCUCAUCAUCAUCAUCAUCAGAAUCUUCACCAGCACCCGCGUCAUUGACGUCUACAAACAGCUCCUCCUCUUCGAUUGGUGAAAGGCUUCGGAGAGUCAGAUCAGCGAACGGUGACAGCUCGGUCGCUUCUGAAUUCAUGCACAUAUUCCAGAGCUUCACGGAAGGUGAGCUGAAGCAGGUCAUUGAUGCUCUGGUGCGACGGAAAGCUCAAAGAAACUCCAAACAAAGCAAAAGGACUAAACGGGCCAAGAAGGGCAGCAAGCCGUGCUCUUUACACGACGUGGAAGUGACGGUAAGCCAGCUCGGCCUUGGCUACGUCAGUGACGAGACUGUUCUCUUCCGGUACUGCAGCGGCAAAUGCGUGGCCAGCCGCAGCAACUACGACUUGGCGCUGAGGUUCCUCAAGCGCAAUCAUUUGUUGACUCGGGGGAGCGGAGACCGGGCUCGGCAUGUCCCGUGCUGCCGACCCACGGCCUUCGAGCCGGACAUCGCCUUUCUAGACAAUCGCAACGGUUACAACACCAUCCAUGAGAUUUUUGCGCAGGAGUGUGGCUGUGUAUGA